Eubalaena glacialis (North Atlantic right whale) is the source of this 4644-nucleotide messenger RNA. It is a transcript of the gene SDK1, whose product is annotated as sidekick cell adhesion molecule 1. Bases 95 to 4549 code for a protein of 1484 amino acids. Lineage: Eukaryota; Metazoa; Chordata; Mammalia; Artiodactyla; Balaenidae. The transcript has 32 exons. The record is from RefSeq and is a predicted model, not a curated record. Gene Ontology annotation, molecular function: protein binding.
UGAGCCUCGGUUUGCCCAUCUGUUCAGUGGAGGCAACCACUCCAUCUGCCUUGACUCUCCGUGGAAAGUGCAUCUGUCACACGUCGGCCCCGAGAUGACAGGCGUCACCGUGCGUGGCCUGACCCCGGCUCGUACCUAUCAAUUCAGGGUGUGCGCCGUGAACCAAGUGGGCAAGGGCCAGUACAGCGCAGAGACGAGCAGGUUGGUGCUUCCUGAAGAGCCGCCAGGUGCUCCCCCGAAAAACAUAGUGGCCAGUGGGCGUACCAAUCAGUCCAUCAUGGUCCAGUGGCAGCCGCCCCCCGAAACAGAGCACAAUGGGCUGCUGCGUGGGUACAUCCUCAGGUACCGCCUGGCUGGCCUGCCCGGAGAGUACCAGCAGAGGAACAUCACGAGCCCCGAGGUCAGCUACUGCCUGGUGACGGAGCUCAUCAUCUGGACGCAGUAUGAGAUACAGGUGGCCGCCUACAAUGGGGCUGGCCUGGGCGUCUUCAGCAGGGCGGUGACCGAGUACACCUUACAAGGAGUGCCGACCUCACCCCCGCAGAACGUGCAGGCGGAAGCCGUGAACUCCACGACCAUCCGGCUCCUGUGGAACCCUCCACCCCAGCAGUUCAUCAAUGGCAUCAACCAGGGCUACAAGCUUCUGGCGUGGCCAGCCGAUGUCCCCGAGGCCGUCACUGUCGUCACCAUUGCUCCAGAUUUCCAUGGAGUCCACCAUGGGUACAUAACGAACUUGAAGAAGUUUACUGCUUACUUCACAUCAGUUCUGUGUUUCACCACUCCGGGGGACGGGCCUCCAAGCACACCUCAGCUCAUACGGACACAUGAAGACAAACCGGGACCUGUGGGACACCUGAGUUUCACAGAGAUCCUGGACACGUCUCUCAAGGUCAGCUGGCAGGAGCCCCUGGAGAAAAACGGCAUCGUUACAGGCUACCAGAUCUCCUGGGAGGCGUACGGGAAGAGCGACUCGCGGCUGGAACUCACUCUCAACAGCUCGACGCACGAGUAUAAGAUCCAAGGGCUGUCCUCUCUCACCACCUACACCAUCGACGUGGCGGCCCUCACCGCCGUGGGCGCUGGCCCGGCCACCUCGUCCACCAUCUCUUCUGGGGUGCCCCCAGAACUCCCUGGUGCCCCAUCCAAUCUGGUCAUUUCCAACAUCAGCCCUCGCUCAGCCACCCUGCAGUUCCGACCCGGCUACGACGGGAAGACGUCCAUCUCCAGGUGGAUCGUGGAGGGACAGGUUGGAGCCAUCGGCGACGAGGAGGAGUGGGUCACCCUCUACGAGGAGGAGAAUGAGCCUGACGCCCAGACGCUGGAGAUCCCAAACCUCACGCCCUACACUCAUUACAGGUUCCGAAUGAGGCAGGUGAACGUCGUCGGUGCCAGCCCCUUCAGUCAGUCCUCCCGGGUCAUCCAGACCCUGCAGGCCCCCCCGGACGUGGCCCCCACCAGCAUCACCGUCCGAACCGCAAGCGAGACCAGCCUGCGGCUCCGCUGGGUGCCGCUGCCCGACUCACAGUACAAUGGGAACCCCGAGUCCGUGGGCUACAGAGUUACGUGCUGGCGCCCCGACCUCCCGUCCACUGUGCUGGCCCAAGUCAUCAGCGACCGGCUGGAGAGGGAGCUCACGGUCGAGGGGCUGGAGGAAUGGACAGAGUACGAGCUGCAGAUGCAGGCCUUCAACGCCAUCGGGGCCGGGCCCUGGAGCGAGGCCGUCCGGGGCCGGACACGGGAGUCAGUUCCUUCAGCCGCCCCUGAAAAUGUGUCAGCCGAGGCCGUCAGCUCCACCCAGAUUUUACUGACGUGGGCUUCGGUGCCCGAACAGGACCAGAAUGGGCUCAUAUUGGGCUACAAGAUCCUGUUCCGCGCCAGAGAUCUGGAUCCUGAGCCCAGGAGCCACGUGGUCCGAGGGAACCACACGCAGUCUGCACUUCUGGCGGGUCUGGGCAAGUUCGUGCUGUACGAGCUCCAGGUGCUGGCCUUCACCCGCAUCGGGAACGGGGUCCCCAGCUCGCCCCCCAUCCUGGAGCGGACCAAAGAUGACGCCCCAGGCCCACCCGUGAGGCUUGUGUUCCCAGAGGUGAGACUCACGUCUGUGCGGAUCGUGUGGCAGCCGCCGGAGGAGCCCAACGGCGUUAUUCUGGGGUACCAGAUCGCCUACCGCCUGGCCAGCAGCAGCCCUAACACGUUCACCAGCGUGGAGGUCGGCGCCACCGUGAGGCAGUUCACGGCCACCGAGCUGGCCCCCGAGGCCGCGUACGUCUUCCGGCUGUCGGCCAAGAGCAGGCAGGGCUGGGGGGAGCCGCUGGAGGCCACCGUCAUCACCACCGAGAAGAGAGAGCGGCCGGCGCCCCCCAGGGAGCUCCUGGUGCCCCAAGCGGAAGUGACCGCGCGCAGCCUGUGGCUCCAGUGGGUCCCGGGCAGCGAUGGGGCCUCCCCCAUCCGGUACUUCACGGUGCAGCUGCGCGAGCUGCCCCGGGGACAGUGGCAGACCUACUCCUCGUCCAUCAGCCAUGAGGCCACAGCCUGUGCCGUUGAAAGGCUGAGGCCCUUCACCUCCUACAAGCUGCGCCUGAAGGCCACCAAUGACAUUGGGGACAGCGCCUUCAGCGCGGAGACAGAGGCGGUAACCACGCUGCAGGACGUUCCGGGAGAGCCUCCGAGCUCUGUCUCUGUGACGCCACACACCACCUCGUCUGUUCUGAUCCAGUGGCAGCCCCCGAGGGACGAGAGCCUGAACGGCCUCCUGCAGGGAUACAGGAUCUACUACCGGGAACUGGAGAACGAGGCGGCCUCGGCCACUGAGUCCAAGACGCUCAAGACCCGCUCCGCUCUGCGGGCCGAGCUCACAGCCCAGAGCAGCUUCCGGAGCGUGAACAGCAGCUCCACGUUAACGGCAUACGAGCUAACACAUCUGAAGAAAUACCGGCGCUAUGAAGUGGUCAUGACAGCCUACAACGUCAUCGGCGAGAGCCCGGCCAGCGCGCCCGUGGAGGUCUUCGUCGGCGAGGCCGCCCCGGCCAUGGCUCCGCAGCACGUGCAGGUGAACCCACUCACGGCCAGCCAGCUGGAGGUCACGUGGGACCCGCCGCCGCCCGAGAGCCAGAACGGAAACAUCCAGGGCUACAAGAUCUACUACUGGGAGGCGGACAGCCAGAACGCAACGGAGAAGAUGCGGGUGCUGUUCCUGCCCGAGACCACGGCGAAGCUGAAGAACCUCACCAGCCAUACCCAGUACCUGGUCAGCAUCUCGGCCUUCAACGCCGCUGGAGACGGGCCCAGGAGUGACCCCCGGCAGGGCCGUACCCACCAGGCCGCUCCCGGGACCCCCAGCUUUCUGGCAUUCUCGGAAAUAACCUCCACCACGCUGAACGUUUCGUGGGGGGAGCCCACGGCAGCCAAUGGCGUCCUGCAGGGCUACCGAGUGGUGUACGAGCCCUUAGCACCUGUCCAAGGGGUGAGCAAGGUGGUGACGGUGGACGUGAAGGGGAACUGGCAACGCUGGCUGAAGGUGCGCGACCUCACCAAGGGGGUGACCUACUUCUUCCGAGUGCAAGCGCGGACCAUCGCCUACGGGCCCGAGCUGUGGGCCAGCGUCACGGCCGGCCCGGCCGAGGGUUCCCCGGGCUCCCCUCGAGACGUCUCAGUCACCAGAUCCGCCUCCGAGCUCACCCUGCAGUGGACGGAGGGCCGCGCGGGCAGGACGCCCACCACGGGCUACGUCAUCGAGGCCAGGCCCUCAGAUGAAGGCCUGUGGGACAUGUUUGUGAAGGACAUUCCGCGGGGCGCCACAUCCUACACCGCCAGCCUGGACAAGCUCAGGCAAGGAGUGACCUACGAGUUCCGGGUGGUGGCCGUGAACCAGGUGGGCUACGGGGAGCCCAGCAGCCCCCCUGCUGCCGUGUCAGCUCAGGUGGAGACCCCGUUCUACGAGCAGUGGUGGUUCCUCCUGGUGGUGGCGCUGUCCAGCCUGCUCGUCAUCCUGCUGGUGGUGUUCGCCCUGGUCCUGCACGGCCAGAAAAAGAAGUACGGGAGCUGCGGCCCAGGUAAGAGCAUCUCCAACAUGGAGGAGUCCGUGACCCUGGACAACGGGGGAUUUGCCACCUUGGAGCUCAGCAGCCGCCACCUCAACGUCAAGAACACCUUCUCGAAGAAGAAUGGGACCAGGUCCCCGCCUCGGCCGAGCCCCGGCGGGCUACACUACUCAGAUGAGGACAUCUGCAACAAGUACAACGGUGCCGCGCUGACCGAGGGCGGGACCCUCCAGGAGAAGUCGGGGGACGCCACGGAGUCUGAGGGCACCGAGUCCGAGUCCGAGGACGCGCUCCCCCAGCACUCCUUCGUCAACCACUACCUGAGCGACCCCACCUACUACAACUCGUGGAAGCGGCGCGCGAGCGCGGCCCCGCACAGGUACGAGGCGGUGGCGGGGGCCGAGGCCGGGCCGGCCCCGCACGCGGUGGUCACCACGCAGAGCGCCGUGUUCGCGCCCGCCGCCCACGGCGCCCGGACUCCGCUCACCGGCUUCUCGUCCUUCGUGUGAGCAGCGCCGACCCCGCGGCGACCCUUGUUGAGACAGUCAGCUCCGGAAACUGGGCUACAGCUUGGGUUUAAGAGGAUCUGACGCCUGAUGAUUGA